Auxenochlorella protothecoides is the source of this 873-nucleotide messenger RNA. RefSeq lists its product as hypothetical. NCBI's taxonomy places the organism in Eukaryota, Viridiplantae, Chlorophyta, Trebouxiophyceae, Chlorellales, Chlorellaceae. The transcript is spliced from 2 exons. The coding region runs from base 1 to 873 and encodes 290 amino acids. The record is from RefSeq and is a predicted model, not a curated record.
AUGGAUUUAGAGCUGUGCACCCCCCAGGACAUGGACCACCGGCACCCCCCCGUGGACUCCAACACCAGCUCCACCUCCGAGGCCGACGUGGCUAGUCUGCUGGACGGCGCAGACCAGCGGUCGCACCACCUGCUCAAGCACUGCCUGUCCCACGGCCAGCGCGACGGCGCGUUGGCCCACUUUACCACCGCUGACGUGAAGGAGGCGGCGCGCGAGGUGUCGCGCAUGGGCCAGCGCGACCUGCAGGCCCGGUUCAAGGCCGUGUACGGCACGACCACGCACAGCAACAACAACGACUGGCUGCGGCGGAAGCUGUACGAGGCCAUCGGGGCCGCGCCCAUGAAGGCGGCGGUGAAGAGCAAGCCACGCAAGGCCGCCGCAAAGGCGCGCAGCCGUGGCGCGAGCCUGCCGGCCUCCCCGGUGGCAGCGCGGGGGGCGCUGGCUGGCGCUCACCGCGCCUCCUGCGACCUGGGCUCUGGGAAGGCGCAGGAUGGGGACGCCGCGCUGCUGGGCAUGGAGUCGGACCUGUCGCUCACCGAGGACGGCAGCGAGGAGGGGUCCUUCACGCACGCCCCCGGCGCUGCACACGAGGCCAAGGCAGCCAGCCGCGGCAACGGCACCCCUCAGUCGGUACUGGGCGCGGCGUGUGAGCGCUCGUCCUGGUCGCACUCCGGCCUGGCCCCUGCCCUGGCGUCCUCGGCCAAUGGGUCGGUGGAGCUCCCGGACUUCUCCGGCGUGCUCAGCGACGUCGCCGCCGCCGAUUGGGCCGCCGAGGGAAUGGACCUGGAGGCUCUGCGCCCGCUCAGCGGCUACGGCGAUGCAGCCGACGACGACAUCAUGCUCCUCCAGCUGGACCUGUCGGCCUUUGACUGA